Owenia fusiformis is the source of this 1240-nucleotide messenger RNA. Lineage: Eukaryota; Metazoa; Annelida; Polychaeta; Sabellida; Oweniidae. The record is from the annotation of a GenBank genome assembly.
AAUCCAUUUAAACUCGAUUAUGCCGCAAAAGGUCUGGGCGACCAUAACCAUUGCCGCAAUCCCAAUGGUCUCUACCGACCAUGGUGUUAUAUCAAUAAACACUGUCGUCAAGGAUUUUGUGACGUGCCACAGCUGGAGGUAGUUGAUGAUAUCAAUGACGAUUGUUCUGAACUCGCUGCUAACGAGGUUUUAUACUGCCAGUCAGAAGAUGCUAAACGGGGUUGUAGAAAGUACUGCUACCAUGUUGGACCUCAUGUCCAUAAAGUGACAAACAUAGCCGAACCGUAUAUUGAACCAUAUGGGACAAAGUUAGGAGCGUCUGUGCCAUACACAGACGGUGAUGUCAUCUUGAUCACAUGUUGUCAGGAUGGUGUUGAACUGAUUGGCUAUGAAAAACGAAUGGCGUUGACAGACGGAACUUGGAGUGGACGACGCAACGUGUGUCAGGUAUGUAUACAGGGCUGGACGAAAUACAACGGCCAUUGUUACAAGGCAUUAACAGAGGACGUCCUUAGCUUCGAUGAUGCUGAAGCUAAAUGUAGAGCACAUACAGCACAUCUUACAAGCAUCACUAGCCAGGGUGAACAGGAUUUCAUAGAACAACUGCUAAGUGAAACUGAUGGAGCUGAGGAUGUCUGGAUCGGCUACAGACAAUAUGACAAUCUUAGUGUAAUUACGUAUCCCAGUUGGCAUUGGAUGGAUGGCAGUCCGGCGAGAUACCAAAGAUGGGGUGAUGGUGCAAUGAAGAGUGACUCACAGGACUGUGUGUCAAGUAAUGUUGAUGAUAGAUACUGGAAGGAUUCACACUGCACAGAUAACAAAGAAAUCAUUUGUAAAAAACCAAUAGUUGAGAGAAGAGUGUGUGAUAAUGGAUGGUCUGAGUUUGAAGGUUAUUGCUACUUUGGUGUGGACAUUAAUUUUGACUGGCAAGCAGGAGACGAUUACUGUGCUAAUCUAGGGGCACAUUUGACUAGUAUUCUAAGUGAAGCUGAAGAUGACUUUGUCUAUAAUUUAGCAGUUAGCAGUGCCAUAACUGGGACAUUUUGGAUUGGGUUUAAUGAUAUCAACGUAGAGCGCAUGUUCGAGUGGAAAGAUGGCAGCACCAUACCAUAUGAGAACUGGGAACACGGCGAGCCUAAUGGCGGGGCAUCUCAGAACUGUACAAGAAUGCAGUUAAGCGAGGCCUGGGAGUGGGAGGACAAAGACUGUGUUUAUGAGAAACAAUUCAUCUGUAAAGGUA